GUCGGAGCUCUCUUUUCAAACACGAUCCUUGUGUAUUUUGAGGACAAGGGGUUGUGGACUGAAGGCUUCUUGGUGUCACUAGGCUCUGCCAUUGUCGCGUUGGUAGCCUUUCUGGCCCCAACGAAACAAUAUCGUUAUGUCAAGCCAUGUGGGAACCCGUUGCCUCGUGUGGCGCAAGUCUUCGUGGCCACUGCUCGAAAGUGGAGUGUUGUUCGUCCGGGAAGCCCCCAGGAUUUGUAUGAAGUCGAAGGUCCUGAAUCCGCUAUUAAAGGGAGUCGAAAGAUAUUUCACAGUUCCAAGUUUGUCUUCUUGGACAGAGCAGCAGUGAUUACAGAGAAUGAUAGGAGCAACGCAUGGAGGUUGUGCAGUGUAACUCAAGUAGAAGAGGCAAAAUGUGUGAUGAAGUUGCUUCCAAUAUGGCUAUGCACUAUAAUCUACUCAGUGAUCUUUACACAAAUGGCGUCUUUGUUUGUGGAGCAAGGUGAUGUGAUGGAUGCAUUUAUAGGGAAAUUUCACAUCCCUGCGGCGAGCAUGUCGGUCUUCGACAUAUUCAGCGUCUUUCUAUCAACGGGACUCUACCGCCACGUCAUAUUCCCAUACGUGAGACCCACGGAGCUUAUGAGGAUGGGGAUAGGGCUGAUCAUAGGGAUAAUGUCAAUGGUGGCUGCAGGGUUAACAGAGAUCCAACGGCUGAAACGAAUAGUCCCGGGGCAAAAAGAGAGUGAGCUCUCCAUUUUA
Camelina sativa (false flax) is the source of this 738-nucleotide messenger RNA. NCBI's taxonomy places the organism in Eukaryota, Viridiplantae, Streptophyta, Magnoliopsida, Brassicales, Brassicaceae. The record is from RefSeq and is a predicted model, not a curated record.